CUCCUAUCAUAGCCUCGGCUUUUCGAAAAAAGUUCGAUGGUGAAAAUAGACGCAGGACACAGGACUAGGUACUCGUCGAUCUUGGAGUUGGAUUCUAAGGACAUAUUGGCUAAAACGUCUUUACUUGUUACGCUAUAAAGGAUUUCAAAGAAUAUAGGUGUGAAAUGACGCGGCGCCAUAGCGAAAGUCUUGGCGACACUGAUAGUGGAAGGGAAUCAGUGGUUAGUUCAUCAAAUGUAGAUGUUGAAGUUCCUGAUGCAAGACCAGUUUGCAUAUUGAAGACAAAAGAUGAUCAUUCAUUUGAACUUGAUGAGGAAGCAUUGGCUGAUAUCCUCUUGCAACCAGAAAUAAGAAGUAAAAAAGUUGUGGUUGUUUGUGUUGCUGGUGCUUUCAGAAAAGGGAAAUCAUUUUUGCUGAACUUUUUGAUUAGAUAUCUGGACAGGAAGGAUAAAAGUAAUUGGUUAGGUGAUGAAAGUGAGGCUCUCACUGGGUUUGGAUGGAGAGGUGGAGCAGAAAGAGAAACAACCGGGGUGUUAAUGUGGAAUAAACCUCACACUUGUGUGUUGCCUAAUGGUGAAGAGGUUGCUAUCUUGAUAAUGGACACACAAGGGGCAUUUGAUAGUUCCUCGACUGUCAAAGAGUGUGCAACAGUGUUUGCACUAAGUACAAUGGCAAGUUCUGUGCAGAUUUACAAUUUAUCAAGUAACAUUCAAGAGGAUCAUUUGCAACAUCUACAGCUGUUCACGGAGUAUGGGCGGCUUGCCUUAGAAGAAAGUGAUAGUAAGCCAUUCCAGCGCUUGGAAUUUUUGAUAAGAGAUUGGAGUUAUCCAUAUGAAUAUUCUUAUGGUGAUGGGAGUAAUUUCCUGGAUCGAAGGCUUAAGGUAGAGCCAGCACAACACGAAGAGCUGAAGCAAGUAAGAUCACAUAUUAAGUCUUGCUUUCAAAAAAUUGGUUGCUACCUUUUGCCACACCCAGGGAAAGUUGUUGCUACAAAUCCAAGCUUUGAUGGCAGGCUUUCAGACAUUGAUGAUGAGUUCAAGGAAUGUCUCCAGGAGUUUAUUCCGAGAGUUCUGGCACCAGAAAAUCUUCUUAUCAAAAAUAUAAAUGGCAGCGAUGUGACUUGCAUGGGACUCCUAGAAUACUUUAAAUCUUACGUCAAAAUCUAUGAAGGAGGGCAGUUGCCAGAGCCAAAGUCAAUGCUUCAGGCAACGGCUGAGGCAAACAAUCUGGCCGCUCUUGCUACGGCCAAGGAUCAGUACAGCAGAGAUAUGGAAAAGAUUUGUGGUGGCGAUACGCCUUACCUAUCACCCACCGAACUUGAGGCCAAACAUGGGAAUAACGAGGCAAAGGCACUCACCUUGUUCCGCGCAACAAGAAAAAUGGGCGGAGAAAUAUUCAGUCAUGAAUUUGAGGAGAAGCUCCGAGCUGAUAUGAUGGAAAUGUACCAAAACUUCGUCAAGCUAAAUGAUAGUAAAAACAUUUUCAACUCAGCCCGCACACCAGCAGUGUACCUCGCCUUGAUGACCACUGCCUACUUCCUGUCUGGUUUCUUCACUAUGCUAGGUGUCUAUUCAUUUGCAAACAUGUUCAAUAUUUGUCUGGGUCUCUGCCUGAUAUGCAUCAUUUUGUGGGCUUACAUAAGGUUCAGUGGUGAACUGGUAGAGAUCGGGCAACAGCUUGACUCGGCGGCUGAAUGGAUUUGGGACGAGGUAUUCAUGCGAUUAUAUGCACUUGCAGUGGAGCAAGGGACAAAAGCCAUUGUCAACAGACAAAUAUCGAGGAAAAAGACCCAAUGACCUGCUUCUGUCUUUGCAGUUCGAAUUUUAUUUCAUCGAAAGAUAUUCUAACACAACAGAAUAAACUCCCCGCUAAAGAAUUCACCAAUCGUUGUCGCACAAUGUCUUCAAAGUUGUAACAAAGUAUGCUCGGACUGUGGUAACUGCUACGUUUAAAUGUCUUAUGUAUAAACAUCGUUAAUGUGUAUUAAGAAUGUUAGGUAUUAGUUAAUGAUUGAAAAUUGAAACAGCAAAAAACCUCGUAAAGAAAAAUAUGAUACCACUGUAAUUAUGAUUGUUAUUAUUGUAGCUGUAAUUACUGGCCA
Rhopilema esculentum is the source of this 2101-nucleotide messenger RNA. Its product is annotated as atlastin-2. NCBI's taxonomy places the organism in Eukaryota, Metazoa, Cnidaria, Scyphozoa, Rhizostomeae, Rhizostomatidae. Gene Ontology annotation, molecular function: GTPase activity; GTP binding. The record is from RefSeq and is a predicted model, not a curated record.